Molecule: messenger RNA, 27283 nt
Organism: Phlebotomus argentipes
Lineage: Eukaryota; Metazoa; Arthropoda; Insecta; Diptera; Psychodidae
Gene: bent
Product: twitchin
Exons: 50
Coding region: 207-27182 (8991 amino acids)
Biological process (GO): protein phosphorylation
Molecular function (GO): ATP binding; protein binding; protein kinase activity
Source: RefSeq, a predicted model, not a curated record
AUCCAAAGCUAUCAGGCUGCGCACGCAAAUUUGUUGAUUUGUGCUGUUCACAAGCGCUGCUUAGCAUAUCUCUUCAGUUUCUCUCACGAUAACGAAGUAGAGUGGCUGCUGCUGUGAUGGACAGUUGUGUGUGUAUAUAGAUCAAGUGUUUGUGUCCCCGCCCCCACCCCCAAUCACACCCAGGACACAGGACUAUAGAGUAAAGUAUGGGUGUGAUUGAUGACUUUGCCCCGAGUUUCGUGCAAAAGCCGCAACUCAGGCAGGAAGAUGAGGGCAAUCGUCUGAUAUUUGAGUGUCUGGUGGCAGCUAGCCCUAAACCUGAAAUCGAAUGGCUGCGCAGCGAUCAGCUUCUAACUGAGGAUGGGCGGACUAAAUUUAAAAUUCUGCCGCUCAACGACAAACAAUACACCGUUAUCCUUGACAUUGACGAUGUGGUGGAAGGCGACGCAGGCCUAUACCGCGUUCGAGCAAAGAACAAAAUGGGCGAAGUGGCGGCCUCUAUCAAUCUUAAUUUUAGUCCUGCCGAUGAACCGAAAGAGAAACAAAUCGACGGUGUAGCGCCUACGUUUGCAAAGAAACCUGCCAUACGACAAGAAGAUGAUGGAAAAAGACUCAUGUUUGAGUGCCGAAUUCAAGCAGAUCCUAAACCUACAGUCACAUGGUCACAUAAUGGCAACGUUGUAUCAGAAACUCCACGACAUAAGCCCACGAUUAGCAAAGACGACGGUCACUUUUAUUUUGCUGCAUUGGAAAUAAAAAAUGUUACGGUAGAGGAUGCGGGAAAGUACAAGGUGACAGCAAAGAACGAGCUUGGCGAAAGUAAUGCAACAAUCAGCCUGAAUUUUGAUAGCGACGAAGCACCCGUGCCGGAUGACGGGAUAAAGCCUACCUUCACGGAGCGUCCUGUAAUUAGGCAAUCAGAGGACGGGGGUCGAAUUACUUUUGAUUGCCGCUGUGCUGGUGAUCCGAAGCCUUCGGUGCUGUGGUACCAUGGCAAAGAAGAGGUCCGGGAUGGCGGACGAUAUCGCAUCACGUUAGAGCCAGACCAAAAGCUCUACCAUAUAGCUAAGUUGGAGAUAAAUGGGGUCGUAAAUGGGGAUCGUGGCGAGUACAGGGCAGUGGCCCGCAACAAACAUGGCGAGGGCGUGGCCACGAUCAACCUUAACUUCGAAGGGGGAGAUAAACCAAAAAUUCCAGAUGGAAAAUCUCCGCGCUUUCCCAAGAAACCUACCAUAAAGCAGGAGGGCGAUGUUCUCAUCAUGGAGUGCAUUCUCGAAGCCCAUCCUGUACCUGAUAUCUUAUGGUUCCGCGGCAGCACACCUAUUUCUGAUACAGGACGCAUCACAAUGUCUCGGCGUGCUAUUUCACGUGAUACGUAUACACUUACCUUAGAAAUAUCGAAUCCGACGCGUGAAGAUGGCGGAAAUUAUCGAUGCAAUGCUUUCAACAGUUAUGGCGAAAGUAAUGCUAAUAUUGCUCUCAAUUUCCAAGGUGGUGACGAUCCAAAUGGUUUUGCGCCUUCUUUUAUCGAGAAGCCACGGAUCAUUCCAAACGAGUCUGGGUCCCUUAUUACUAUGAAGUGCAGAUGUCGGGCUAAGCCCAAGCCGGAUGUCACCUGGUAUCGCGGGCAAGAUAUCGUUACUGAGUCGUCAAAGGUGGCCAUUAGCAGUACCCAAAGCACAGAUGCUGACGAAGUAGACGUAUACGACUUGAUACUCCAGAUACGAGACCCGUCAUCACCUGAUGGUGGAACCUACAGGUGUCACGUAAAGAACGAAUUUGGCGAGAGCAAUGCCAAUCUCAACCUGAAUAUAGAGGCCGAGCCAGAACCUGAAGGCGAUGGUCCCACAUUUGUGGAGAAACCACAAAUUAUGUCGGAAAAUAAUGGUAAAUUGGUGAUAAUGCGAUGUCGUGUUAAGGCAAACCCAGAGCCUUCAGUAAUAUGGACAAAAGACGGCGAGACAGUACAACAAGAUCAUCGCAUUAAAAUGAGUGUGGUGAAGAAGGGCGAAGAGUAUGAUAUCGAGUUGGUUCUCACCGAGCCAGAGCUUAGUGACUCAGGAUUGUACAGAUGCAACAUCAAAAAUGCACUCGGCGAACUCAACGCUAAUCUUACGCUCAACAUCGAGAUUGUUCCUGUGAUAAAAGACAAGCCUAAACUCAUAAAAAUAGUGAAGAAGAAGACUGUUGUAAUUGAGUGCACUGUGGUAUCGAAGUUUAAACCGCAAGUGACCUGGCUCAAAGAGGACUCUCCACUCAAAGAGGGUAAUCGGCAUGAAGUGCGCGUAGAGUCUACAAAGGAAGGUGAAUUUUCGGUGCAGCUGGAAAUAUGUCCUGUAGCAGAGACGGACAAAGGCAACUAUCGCGUAAUAGUGCGCAAUGAGCGCGGUGAAGCCACUUCGCAAACAGUAGAAUUGAAAGAUGUAUUGGUGGAAGACAAGGGAGAGCGACCGGUGCUAGCGAGUGGACUGGUAUCUGUACGUGUCCAAGAAGGCGUCAAGUGGGAGUUGUCAGCUGUUCUUAAACAGGCAGACAAGCGAGUUAAGGUUCAGUGGUAUAAGAAUGAAGAGAUUGUGCGUGAUUCACAGUUUCGUACAACGUUUGAUGGUACCACGGCAAAAAUGAGUGUAAGCAAAAGUCAUAGUAGUCAGAGUGGCAAAUAUCGUGUGGUUGUGAUCAAUGAGUACGGGUCUGAUGAAUCAGUGACACAAGUGAUAGUAGAAAGUGAGGACAAAAAAGAAGAAGAAGAAGAAGAAGAAGAAGAAAACGUUGACGAACAAGAAGGAACAGAGGAAACCACUGAAGAAAAGAAAGUCGAAGAGAAAAAGCAGAAGGAAAAUGAAAUUGAUAAAAAAAUAGAGGAAGUAAAUAAGAAGCAAGCAGAUGAAGAAAAGAAAAAAUCCAAAGAGCAGAAGACAAAAUCUGAUGAAAAUAACAAGGUUUUGGAGGAGAAGACAAAGAAGGUUGAGGAGAAGAAAAAGAAAACUGAAGAAGAGAAGAAGAUUGAGAAAGAGAAGACUAAAGCUGAGGACGAAAAGAAGAAGACGACAAAAUUAGAAGGAGAAAGAAAAGCUGAAGAAGAGAAAAAGAAGCCAAAAGAAGAACAGAAAGUAGCAAAAGCAAAUAAAAAAGUGGAUCAAGUUAUUGAAGACGUGAAGGAUACAACUGAAAGUGACGACUUCGCAGAGGAAUCUAUCGAAAUGAAAUCUCAGUCACGACGCACCUCUAUUCGACGUGAAGAACAGAUCGUUGCAGAGAAUGGCAAGGUGUCUCGUCGAUCUUCACUGCAGACAGAAGAAGAGAGCACAGAGAAGAAAUUGAGUAUUCAGAAGAAGGAGGAGUCCAUGGGUAACGAGGGUAGGGCAAAUAAACAUGAGAGUGAACUGAGUAAGUCCAAAGAAAAGACAAAAAAAGCCAAAGAGAAGAAUACGGAAGAGAAACCUCUUUCUGGGAUUCAAGACGAGCAACAGGCUAAGCCUGUGUUUAUUGAGCCCGAUGAUAUACCAGAGUUGAAGCCCGAAGGAAAGAAGAAAGAAAAAAUUAAAGAGAAACCAGAUGAAAAAUCUGAAGUUAUUUCUGGGGCCAAAUCUGAUGACAAAGUUGAAGGAGAGGUAGAGCAAAAUAUGCAGGAAGAACACGAGAAGAACCUUAAGAAUAAACCAAAGCCAAAGUCUGAAUUGAGACAAUUGGAGGAAUUCAAAGAAGUGGACGAGGUAAAACCCCAGCAAGCUCAUGAAAAACCUCAAGACAAACUUGGUGCCCUUAAGUCUCGAGUUAAGUACGAUCCCAUGAAAUAUGUCCCGGAUGAGGAGGAAGAGGCGGAAAUUGCAGAAUCAACUGAAGAGCUGAGGACCCCUCUCAAACCACAGAUGGUGAACGGGAAGAAAGCGGAACCAAAGCAGGCCGAGAAAAUUGAAGAUAUCCGAGGAGGAUUGAAGAAAGUUCAACCCAAAGUGAAAGAAGAGCCAAAAGAAGAGCCCAAGAAGGCAAAAGUGAAAAUACCAAAAGCUAAAAAGUAUGAGGACCUACCUGAAAUACCAGAUUACGAUAGACCCGAACUUGAAGAGUAUCAGCCAACAGAAUUUGAACCAAGCAAAGUAGAAAAGUCCAAAAUUGUACCGACUGCACAAGCAAAGCAGGCCACUCUCGACGUGAUUCCCAAACCUGAGCAGAAAAAAGACCAACUCAAGGCACCCAUAAUAAAGGAGUCCGAGAAUGAGAAAGAACAAAAUAGACUGCAGAUACCAAAGAAGGGACUUCCAGAGAAGGGAGACGCUUUACAAGAAAAAGUAGAACUUAAGAAGGUCCCAGAAGUUUCAACGACAGAGAUUUCUGAAAAACACAAAGAAGACGCACCAAAGGAUAAAAUCAAAUUGAAGGUGAAUGGCGUUAAAGGGAAAAAGGAAAAGCCCAGCGCUUACGAAGAUCUGCCAGAAAUACCAGAUUAUGAGCGGCCUGAGCUGGAACAAUACGAGAAAACUGACGUACCUAAACAAAAGAAGGACGAGGUAAAGUCAAAACUACCCGAGAUCAAAACAACGCCUACAAUUGAGGCACCCAAAAUUGAGGUGAGUCGUGAAAAGAGUCCAAUGCUCAUGGAUCGAAAAAGCAGCCUAGCUCCUGGGUCGGGUCCAUCAAGUCGCCGUGGCUCUCUUAUUCCACCUGCUGAUGAGUUAGGCCGCCGACCUAGUCUUAUAAUAAACGACGAGGAAAACAGAAAACUUCGUCCUGGCGAGGUUGUGGAAGAGAAAAAGUCUAAACUGAGACCUGGCGAGGUAUUAGAUCCAAAGAUGAAGAAAGGUGGGCGUCCAGGCGAAUUGGAGUCGUCAUCAAAGCAGCGACGUCGACCUAGUGUUGAUCUGCGUCGACCCAGUGUACAAGACCUUGAGGAUAAAAUUAAUCAACCAUCGACACCACUUCGUGAUAUCGGCGAGGUGGGUCCUCCUGCCAUUGUGGACGUGCAAGAAAGCUACUCCGCAGUAGAAGACCAGACUGGCUACAUUACAGUACAAGUGGAGGGCAGUCCAGCUCCUACGUUUAAAUUCUACAAAGGCGUGAGUGAGAUUAUUGAGGGUGGACGCUUCAAAUUUCUCACUGAUGGGGAAACAAACUCAAUCACGCUAUGUAUGCGGAAGGUGAAGCCUAAUGAUGAAGGGAAAUACAAGAUCGUUGUAUCAAAUUGCCAUGGCGAAGACACGGCCGAAAUGCAACUGUAUGUGUCUGAUGCCAGUGGCAUGGACUUCCGUGCGAUGCUCAAGAAGCGAAAGUACGCCAAGUGGGCGAAGGAGCAAACAGAUCCUGAUUGGGGUGACCUGAAAGAAGUGGACAAACCCAUGCCAGCGCUGAAAAAAGUUGAGAAGAAACAAGACACAUUCCUUCGGCCUCUCAUUGAUCAACACGCUAAGGAAGGGAAAGACAAAAAGGUGGUGUUCGAUGCUGGUUUUAGCAAACCUAAUUGUAAGCCAAAGUGGUUCUGUCGCAAAGAUGAGCUCUUUCAAGGCUCUAAGUAUAAGUUCAAAAACGAAGGAGACUCGUAUCAGUUAAUCAUAAUGACACCAAAGGUGGAAGAUACGGGCAAGUAUACAAUUGAAAUAGGUAAUGUUGUGUCCACUGCUUUCCUCAACGUUGACGAGCCCGAUCCAUCUUAUGCGUUUACGAAACCAUUGAAGAAGAAGUACGACGGCUUUACCGAGCACGAUCUUACAUUGGAGUGCAGUGUGAGCAGCAAUAUGGCAAUUGUAUCAUGGUGGCGAGGUGAUCAGCGACUUGAAGAUGGUGAUGAAUUUGCCAUAAGUAAAGAAUUAUCAGGUGCUUGCAAACUGUACUUUAAGAAUUGCAAGAUCAGUGACUCAGGUGAUUACAGUUGUCGUAUCGAGAAGCAAACUGAUCGCACUGACACGAGUGUUAAAAUCAUUGAAUAUCCCUACAAGUUCACAAAAGUUCUUAAGUCGCAACAACUGGUUGAAAAGGAUACUGUAACGCUUGCGUGUGAAUUAGACGAUGCACGUGGCGAAGUGGUUUGGUACAAAGGUGAUGAAGUGAUAAAGCCAGAUAAGCGUAUACAAGCUCAUAAAGAUGGCCGCAAGCGAAAAUUGGUCAUUAAGGACGCCAAGGUGACAGAUGCGGGAUUCUACAAAUGUACUACUAAUGCUGACGAGACAAAAGCAGAGAUCGUUAUAAAUUAUAUGAACAAAUUCAAUAAGAAACUGAAAGAUACUAUUGCCGUGGAACGUGAAAAGCUCGUAAUGGAGGUGGAACUACAAGAUCAAACAGCACCGGCCGAUUGGAGUUUUAACGGUAAACCAAUCACCGCAUCUGAUCGCAUAGAGAUGAAAAAUUUGGGCGGUGGAAAACACCAGUUGAUAUUCAAUGGACUCGAAUUGUCAGAUGAUGGUGAGAUUACAUGUGAGUCAGGCAAGCUGAGCAGCUCGUGUAAGCUCACAGUGCAGAAGGGAGAAUCACGGCCCAUUAUAGAUUUCCCUAAUGAAGUGGAAGCACCUGUGAGUCAACCUGUAAUUUUGGAAGUACCUUUUAAGGUGGAGGGCACGAAACAAAGUCCUAUUGAGGCGAAAUUAGUAAAGGAUGGCAAAACCCUUCCUACAAAAGAUGUAGACGUGCAGAUCGGUGAAAACAAGGUUACAUUUAAGUUGAAAAAACCAUCUAGAGAUCAAUCCGGGCAAUACCAGAUUCGCAUUGGUAAUGCUCAGGGUGAGGAUGUGAAGGACGUUAAGCUCACAAUUCAAGAUGUACCUUCUCCACCAUGCAGUGUUGAAGUAAAAGAUGUAUUCCAGGAUUCGUGUGUGGUAGUCUGGAAACCGCCCGAAGACGAUGGUGGGUCCCCACUUACGAAGUACCUGGUAGAGCGUCAAGAUCUCAGCCUUAAGGGUGGGUGGGAUGGCGUAGGCGAAUUACAGCCCAAUGCCAAGUUGCUCACUUUCAAGUGCACAGAUCUAGUACCAAAGAAACAAUACAGAUUUCGUAUACGUGCUGCUAACAAACUCGGCAAUAGUGAACCUGCAGCAUUUGGGAAGCCUGUUUUGGCAAAAGACCCAUGGGAUGAACCUGGUAAACCGAGAAAUGUUGAGGUGGUAGACUGGGAUGUGGAUCAUGCGAAGCUCAAGUGGCAGCCACCAGAGACAGAUGGUGGAUCUCCAAUCACGGGAUAUGUCAUAGAGGCAAAAGAAAAGUUUGCUAAAGACUGGACCAAGGCUAAGGAAAUUAGUGAUCCAAAUAUUUUGGAGGAUCGUGUUGAUGGUUUAAAAGAGAACGGGCAAUAUGAGUUCCGCGUACGAGCUGUAAAUAAAGCAGGUCCAGGUGAACCCUCUGACACUACUAAGCCUAUCAUUGCCAAAUGUCGUUUUGUGAAGCCUUUCAUUGUGGGCGAUGGUCUUAAAAAUAUUGUUGUGAAGAAGAAUCAGGUUAUCAAGUAUGACAUAAAGUAUGGCGGUGAGCCAGAACCAGAGGUGAAGUGGCUAAAAGAUGGACAGGUAAUUACGGAAGACGCUAAUCAGAGAAUUACAAUAGACAAAUACGAGCGGAACACAGUCUUAACGGUGAGAAAAAGCGCCCGACCCGACACGGGUAAAUAUACGCUAACGCUCACAAACAGUUCGGGUACACUCGACUCUGUUGCUGAUGUGAUAGUACUCGAUAGACCAACAGCACCCGGAGGACCUCUAGUACCAGAAGAAGUACGUGCAGACCAUGUAAAGGUGAAAUGGAAGAAACCUGCUGACACUGGUGGAUCUGAUAUAACAGGAUACAUACUUGAGAAAAUGGAUAUGGAGACAGGACGAUGGAUACCGGCCGGAGAAGCAGGUCCGGACGAUGAUUCUUUCACCUUUAAAGGUCUCACUCCAAACAAAAAGUAUAAGUUCCGCGUAAAGGCAGUAAACAAAGAGGGUGAGAGUGAUCCAUUAGAAACUACAGAGCCUAUUCUUGCGAGAAAUCCAUAUGAUGAACCUGGAGCACCGGGUAAACCAGACAUAGUUGACUAUGAUAAUGUAUCAGCUUCACUCAAAUGGGCUCCACCUGAGAGUGAUGGUGGUCGAGCUAUAACGCAUUACACCGUCGAAAUGAAAGAUAAGUUUUCGCCAGAUUGGCAGGAGGUAACACGCACGGAAGGACCUGAGCCUGAAGUGAAAGUUGAAGGUUUGAAGGAACGGCAGACAUACGAAUUUCGUGUACGAGCACACAACAAAGCAGGUCCAAGUAAACCAAGUGAAGCCACAAUGCCUCAUUUGUGCAAACACCGAAAUCUCAGACCACGUAUUGAUCGCACAACAUUCAAAAGUAUUACGCUAAAGGCAGGACGUACACAUAAAUGGAGUGUUGAUGUGGCUGGUGAGCCACCGCCAACACUCACAUGGAUUUGGCGAGACGAUAUUGCGCUCACGAAUACGGAACGCAUCAAGAUUGAGAAUGUUGAUUAUCACACGGACUUCACCAUAGUUAACUGCCAACGUCGUGAUACUGGACGCUACACACUUAAGGCUGUAAAUGCAAGCGGAAAAGAUGAGGAAACAGUAGAGCUAUGUGUACUGGGCAAGCCAAGUGCUCCACAGGGACCACUUAAGGUGGAAGAUGUGCAUGCAAAUGGGUGCAAGCUGAAGUGGAAGAAGCCUGAGGACGAUGGUGGCACACCUGUGAAGGAGUACGAAGUUGAAAAGAUGGAUACCGCCACCGGCAAAUGGAUGAGAGUUGGUCGCAUACCUGCUAAUGAUAAAGAUGAAAACACAAUGGAGGUUACUGGUCUCACGCCAGGCAGUGACUAUAAAUUCCGCGUUAGUGCUGUAAAUAAUGAAGGUGAUUCAGAGCCGCUGGAAACUGAAACAUCUAUUACGGCGAAAAAUCCAUUCGAUGAACCCACAAAACCAGGUGCCCCAGAAGUAACAGAUUGGGACAAUGAGAGUGUGCAGCUUAAAUGGGCGCCUCCGAAAUCCGAUGGUGGAGCAGCGAUAGAGAAAUACGUGAUAGAAAAACGUGAAAAGGGAAAAACGGAUUGGGACAAGGCGGCAGAGGUGCCAGGAGAUCAAACCGAGGGAAAGGUAGAUGGACUGCGUGAAACCGGCGAAUACGAAUUCCGAGUGGUGGCAGUAAACAAAGCAGGCCCAUCUCCGGCUUCAGACCCAUCCAAGAUGCAAACAAUCCGACAUAGAUCUCUGAAACCACGUAUAGAUCGCACAAAUCUGAAAACAACAAUCAUUCGUGCUGGAAAAUCAGUAAGCUUCGACGUUAAUAUCCGUGGUGAACCACCGCCAGAUGUAACGUGGCAACAUGGAAAGGAAAACGUAGAGCCAAGUAAAAGUGUCACAAUAGUUAAUGUGCCGUAUAAUAGCAAAUUUAGCAUUACGGACGCUGUGAGGAAGCAAACAGGUAUUUACAAAAUUAUUGCACGCAAUUUGCACGGCGAAGAUGAGGCAGAAGUAGAGAUCACAGUUCUGUCAGCUCCAGCUAAGCCUAAAGGGCCUCUUAAAGUAACAGAUGUGACAAAGAAUGGAUGCAAGGUUAAAUGGGACAAACCUGAAGACGAUGGAGGGAAGCCUAUCACCGCGUAUCAGGUGGAAAAACUUGAUACUGCGUCAGGAAGGUGGGUUCCAGUGGGCCGUACUGAUGGCAACGCAACAGAAUUAGACGUUAAGGGACUAACUGAAGGUCAUGACUAUCACUUCCGCGUGAAGGCGAUCAAUGAGGAGGGUGAAAGCGAACCUCUGGAAACUGAAAUGGCUAUCACGGCUAAGAAUCCUUAUGAGGCACCAGGAAAGCCCGGCACGCCUCGACCCGAGGACUGGGAUGUAAACCAUGUGGACCUAGUGUGGGAGAAACCGAAGAACAAUGGUGGAGCUCCCAUUACGGGAUAUGUAGUGGAACGCAAAGAAAAGUUUUCGACCACAUGGGAAGAAGCGCUUGUUACAAAUACUCCAGAGACACAGGGACGUGUCGAGGGACUGCGUGAAGGCGCAACUUACCAAUUCCGCGUACGAGCAGUCAACAAGGCAGGCCCUGGCGAGCCAAGUGAUUCAAGUCAACCACACGUGUCCAAGGCACGCUUCCUUAAACCGCUGAUCAAUCGGGAGAAGCUACAACCUGUACGUGUGCGUGCAGGUCAGCUAGUAAAGUUUGACGUGGAUGUCAAAGGUGAACCUCCGCCAGUGGUGACAUGGAGUUUCGCGGGAAAUAAACUGGAGACAGGUGCAGGAUGUCGUAUUGAGAAUGAAGAUUACAAUACGAAGAUAAUGUUAUCGGAUACAAGUCGAGUAAAUAGUGGCAUAUACACAAUUUUAGCGGUAAAUGACAGUGGCCGCGAUGAAGCAACUGUUGAGGUGACAAUAUUAGAUAAACCGGGUAAACCUGAGGGUCCGCUAGAAGUAUCAGACGUCCAUAAGGAAGGGUGUAAGCUCAAAUGGAAGAAACCUAAGGACGAUGGAGGAUUGCCGCUCACUGCAUAUGUGCUGGAAAAGCAAGAUCUCACAACAGGAAGGUGGGUGCCAUGCGGUACAGUGGAUCCGUCGGCUACAGAGCACGAUGUGAAAGGCCUUGAGCCAGGUCACAAGUAUAACUUCCGUGUUAAAGCAGUUAAUGAGGAAGGCGAGUCGCCGCCAUUAGAGACAGAAGGCAGCAUCGUAGCCAAGAACCCUUAUGAUCCUCCAGCCCCACCAGGAUUGCCCGACAUUGUGGAUUGGUCUGAAAAUAUGGUGAAACUAAAAUGGGAACCACCGAUCCGGGAUGGCGGAGCACCAAUCAAGGAAUACGUGAUCGAGGUUAUGGACAAAGAUACAGGACAGUUCGUAAAAGCAGCCGAAGUGCCUGGUAAUAAAUGUGAGGGUGUAGUGCCAAAGCUAGAAGAGGGACAAGCAUACAAGUUUCGCGUGCGUGCUGUUAACAAAGCAGGUCCCAGUGAUCCCAGUGAAUCAACGAAUUGGCACACAGCAAAAGCACGUUUCCUUAAGCCGCGCAUUGAUCGUACAAACUUGAAUCCGGUGACAGUAAAAGCGGGUCUGGGCACGGCACUAGAUGUGAACAUAAUCGGUGAACCACCACCACAUGUGACAUGGCUUUUCAACGGAAAAGAAAUUGAGAAAGACGACAAUAUAAGAAUUGAUAACAUUGACUAUAACACAAAAUUCUUUAUUAUGCGUGCGAAGCGUAACCAGACGGGCAAGUACACAAUUAUUGCAAAGAACGAGAUAGGAGAGGAUCGGGCUGAUGUGGAAAUCACAGUGCUAGGACGGCCAGGUAAACCAAAAGGACCAUUAGAUGUGUCUGAUGUCACGAAACAUGGAUGCAAGCUGAAGUGGAAAAAGCCUGAGGAUGAUGGCGGAAUGCCAAUCGAGUACUAUGAGAUUGAAAAAUUGGACCCACUCACAGGGCAGUGGAUUCCGUGUGCUAAAAGUACAGAACCUGAGGCUAAUAUAACAGGUCUCCAGGAAGGCAAACCGUAUAAAUUCCGUGUAAAGGCGGUGACUAAGGAGGGAGAUUCCGAACCAUUAGAAACAGAGGGAACUAUUAUUGCAAAGAAUCCAUUUGACGAACCUGGUAAACCUGGCAAACCCCAACCCACCGAUUGGGGCAGCGAAUUUGUAAACUUGGAAUGGACACCACCUAAGGAUGACGGAGGAGCACCCAUACAGAAGUAUAUAAUCCAGAAACGUGAUAAAGCUAGCCGAGCUUGGACUGAUGCAGCUACGGUACCAGGAGAUCGUACAAAAGGAAAUGUAGAAAAUUUGGAAGAGGGUCACGAGUAUGAAUUCCGCGUAAUUGCAGUGAAUAAGGCCGGUCCAAGUGAGCCUUCUGACGCCUCAAGAACUGUUGUGGCGAAGCCGCGUCAUCUUGCUCCACACAUAAAUAGGAAAAACCUUCAGAAAAAAGUGGUGCGUACUGGACAGAUGCUACGCAUGGAUGCAGAUGUAACCGGUGAACCCCCGCCAAAGGUGGUGUGGAAGCUGAAAGACCAAGUGUUGAAGUCAAAUGAUCGUUUUAAAAUAGACUCUGAAGACUACAAGACUUCGUUUGUGCUUCAAAAAUGUGUGCGUUCUGACUCAGGAACUUACAUAGUCACAGCAACCAACGACUCCGGAGAAGACGUGGUGGAGGUUGAGGUGCAGGUAUUAAGUAAACCAAGCAAACCAAAGGGACCACUUAAAGUAGCUGACGUAACCGCCGAAGGUUGCAAAUUAGCCUGGGAUAAGCCUGAGGAUGAUGGCGGAGAACCAGUAUCACACUACGUCGUGGAACGCAUGGACACAGAAUCUGGCAGAUGGGUUCCUGUGACAACGUCAAAGACACCCGAAGCAGAUGUAACAGGACUGAAUGAUGGUAAAGAUUAUCUGUUCCGUGUGAAAGCGGUGAAUAGUGAAGGUGAAAGUGAACCUCUGGAGACGGAUGCAGCUAUCACAGCAAAGAAUCCCUACGAUGUGGCUGAUGCUCCUGGUAAACCAGAGCUAAAGGAUUGGAGCAAAAACCACGCAGACCUGAAAUGGGCCCCACCUAAAAAUGACGGUGGAGUUCCGAUUACAGGAUAUCAGGUGGAGAAGAAAGAUCCAUUCACUGGAAAAUGGCAAAAGGUAGUGGAAACAAAAGGCCCCAAAUGCGAGGCUAGAAUACCGGACCUGAUUGAAGGAGAAAAAUAUCAAUUCCGAGUAAAAGCAGUUAACAAAGCGGGUGCAAGCAAACCCAGUCAGGCGUCAGAUACAUUAACAGCCAAAGACAGAUUUGCAGCACCUAAGAUCGACCGCACAAACCUAAAGGACAUCACCGUGAAAGCUGGUCAGCACAUUCGGUUGGACGUGAAGGUAAGCGGCGAACCACCCCCUAAGAAGAGCUGGCACCUCAAUAAGACACGUCUAGAGAGCUCACCCGAGUGCACCAUCGAUAUUGAAGAUUAUCGCACAAAACUGUAUAUUCCCAUUUGCGCGCGGUCACACACAGGUCGACUUGUGAUUAAAGCGGAAAAUGAAUCAGGGCGAGAUGAAGCAAGUAUUGAGGUCAUUGUAUUAGACAGACCGGCGAAGCCAGAGGGUCCUAUUAAGGUGUCGGACGUGCAUAAGGAGGGAUGUACUCUUAAAUGGAACCCACCUAUGGAUGAUGGUGGAGCGCCGAUCGAACAGUAUGUAGUAGAGAAGCAAGAUACAGAGACGGGCCGGUGGGUACCAGUUGGGAGAUGUAAGGAGCCCAAAAUGGAGGUAGGCAAUCUUGUGCCUGGACAAGAGUACAAGUUCCGCGUCAGCGCUGUAAAUGCCGAGGGUGAGAGUGAUCCCUUGGAAACGGACCACUCAAUCGUAGCGAAAAAUCCGUUCGAUCCACCUGGCGCUCCAGGACAGCCAGAGCCUACCGAUUGGGAUAAGGAUCAUGUGGACCUCAAAUGGACGCCUCCAGAAAAUGACGGAGGCUCGCCGAUAACGAUGUACGUAAUUGAAAAGCGUGAAAAAGGCGUGGGAAGAUGGCAGAAAGGUGCCGAAGUCACUGAUUGUAAAGGAACUGUGCCAAAUUUGGAAGAAGGCGUGGAAUAUGAAUUCCGCGUGCGUGCAGUAAACGAAGCCGGACCCGGUGAUGCUAGUGCUGUGAGUAAGAGUGUAGUAGCCAAGUGUCGCAAAAUGGCGCCCAAAAUAGACAGAAAGAAUGUUAGGAACAUGACAGUGCGCGAAGGUGAACCUAUCUACCUUGACAUUCGCGUUUCUGGAGAACCUCCACCAGAGGUUACAUGGACAGUAAAUGACAAGAGUCUCAAAGUAGCUACCAGAUGCCGUGUUGAGUCUGAACCAUAUUCCACUAAGCUAUUUAACGAUAAUCCUGAGCGACGUGAAUCAGGAGUAUACAAAAUUGUGGCAACCAACAAGUAUGGCACUGAUACGGCUGAAAUGGAAAUUGAGGUAAUCUCUAAGCCAGGUAAGCCUGAAGGUCCGCUUGAGGUGUCGGACGUACACAAAGACGGAUGCACCCUUAAGUGGAAAAAGCCCAAGGAUGAUGGCGGUGAGCCUAUUGAAGCAUAUGUGGUGGAGAAAUUUGACCCAGAAACUGGAAUUUGGUUACCAGUGCUGAAGACUAUAGGGAAUGUGCCUGAAGCGAAAGUGGACGGUCUCACGCCUGAUCAUGAAUAUAAGUUCCGAGUGAAGGCGGUAAACAAAGAGGGCGAAAGUGAACCUUUGGAGACAUUCGGCAGCAUCGUGGCUAAAGAUCCAUUCACUAUUGCGAGUCAACCGGGUGCUCCAGAACCAAUAGAUUGGUCAGCAAAUCAUGUGGAGCUGGCUUGGUGCGAACCAGCAUCGGACGGGGGAACACCCAUCACAGGAUACAUUAUUGAAAAGAAAGACAAAUACUCCCCAAUGUGGGAAAAGGCUUGUGAAACCACAACAGCCACACCUACAGCAGUUGUACAUGGACUGAUUGAAGGUAAUGAGUAUCAGUUCCGAGUCAUUGCUGUAAACAAAGCAGGUCCUAGUGAACCGUCGAAUGCUAGUAAACAGUUUACGGCUAAGGCACGUUUCUUAGCUCCUAAAAUUGAUCGACGACAUUUACGAGAUGUAACUCAAUCUGCUGGGAGUACACUGAAGUUUGAUGCUGCUGUAUCGGGUGAGCCAGCUCCUGUGGUUGAGUGGCGGUUCCUUGGAAUGCCAUUGAAAGCAUCCAAGACAGUGACGAUAGAUUCACCAGACUAUAGCACUCGCCUUACAGUUAGACCCGUGACACGCGCUGAUUCUGGCGAAUACUGCGUGACAGCAACAAAUAGCAGUGGAAAAGAUCAAGUACUAAUCCAGGUAGUCAUUACGGACAAACCGGGUAAGCCCGAGGGGCCGCUUAAGGUGGCGGAUGUGCACAAGGAGGGAUGCAAACUGAAAUGGAAACGUCCAAAUGAUGAUGGUGGAACACCUAUUGAGUACUAUCAGGUGGACAAAAUGGAUCCUGAAACAGGAUGUUGGGUACCUGCGACCCGUGCCACUGAACCCACCGCAAAUGUAACAGGUUUGACACCUGGGAAAGAAUAUAAAUUCCGUGUAAGUGCUGUAAACAGUGAAGGAGAAAGUGAGCCUCUUGAGACGGAAGAGACAAUCGUGGCGAAAAAUCCGUUUGACGAACCCGGCAAGGUGAAUGAUUUGCGUGCAACGGACUGGGAUAAAGAUCAUGUCGAUUUGGCGUGGACUCCACCGUUAGAGGAUGGCGGAGCCAGUAUUGAAGCGUAUUUGGUAGAGAAACGUGAUAAAUACGGACAAUGGGAAAAGGUAGCUCAAGUCCCGUCCACGGAGUGUAAAGUUACAAUACCGGAUUUAAUUGAGGGACAGGUUUAUGACUUCCGUGUGAGUGCAGUGAACAAAGCAGGUCCAGGUGAACCGUCGGACACAUGCACAAUCACCGCCAAACCGCGCAAUCAGGCGCCUAGAAUUGAUCGUACUAAUCUUAUUGAAGUUCGAAUUAAGGCGGGUCAGUCCUUCACAUUCGACGUGAAGGUUACUGGAGAACCAGUGCCUACUACUAAAUGGCAACAUGCUAAACACGAUGUAAAGUCAUUUGAUCGUGUAAAAGUCACACACGUGGACUAUGCAACAAAGUUGGUAGUUCGACAAGCUACAAGGGCAGAUACCGGCACAUAUACCGUAUCAGCAGUCAACGCGAAUGGCAGUGAUCAGGCGGAUGUGAAGGUCACAGUAUUGGAUAAACCGGCACCUCCAAGAGGUCCUCUCAAGGUAGAUGAUGUGCAUGCAAAUGGGGCUACGCUCACGUGGAAGCCACCCGAAGAUGAUGGCGGAGCUCCGAUUGAUCACUAUGUUGUAGAAAAACUGGAUGAGGCUACCGGCCGAUGGGUUACCGCAGAAGAAACAGACGGACCACAACCAUCAGCUGUGGUGAAAGGUCUCAGUCCGGGGCAUAAGUAUAAGUUCCGUGUGCGUGCCGUGAACAAGCAUGGUAAAUCAGAACCGUUGAGCACAGAUAAAGCCAUCGAAGCGAAGAAUCCCUAUGAUCCACCUGACACCCCAGGGCAACCAGAGAUUGUUGACUUUGACAAGGACUUUGUACAGUUGGAAUGGGCACGACCCGCAGCAGAUGGUGGAUCUCCAAUUACUGGGUAUGUGAUUGAAAGACGGGAUAAGUAUAGUGACGAGUGGGACAAAGCGGCUGAGGUGGAGGGUGAUGUGCCAGCAGGUCGAGUGGAAGGACUCGUAGAAGGCGUACAAUAUGAAUUCCGCGUGAGGGCUAUAAACAAGGCCGGACCUGGUGAGCCGAGUCUUGCAACACGUCCACAUAUUGCGAGAGCAAAGAAUCUUCCACCAAAGAUCGAUAGGAAGUUCAUGAUGAACAUCAAGAUUCGUGCGGGUCAGAACUUUGACUUCGAUGUGCCCGUGAGCGGGGAGCCUCCUCCAACUAAAGAAUGGUCUCAUCGUGAAAAUAUGAUUAUUAAUUCAGACCGUGUGAAGGUAGUUCACGAAGAAGGACGUACGAAAUUGCGCGUGAUCGACGCCAAAAGAGCAGACAGUGGAACAUAUACACUUGUAGCGCGCAAUGUUAAUGGAAUGGACAAGGCGGAUGUCACAGUAACUGUGCUAGAUGUGCCUGGGCCUCCAGAGGGACCACUCAGGCCGCAGAAUGUCACCAAGUCUAGCGUUGACCUUAACUGGCGACCACCCAAAGAUGACGGAGGAUCAGAGAUAAAUCAUUACAUAGUAGAGAAGAUGGAUGCUGAGACAAUGCGCUGGGUUCCCAUUGGUGAGUGUCAACAGCCACACAUAAAAGCUGAUAACCUCAUCGAGGGACACGACUACAACUUCCGUGUAAAGGCUGUAAACAAGCAGGGUGAGAGUGUCCCGCUAGUUACAAGUCAAUCUAUAACUGCUAAAGAUCCCUUCGGGAGACCCGAGAAGCCUGGCACACCUCAGGUUACAGACUGGGACAAGGAUCACGUAGAUCUAGUGUGGGAGAAGCCGAAAAAAGAUGGUGGAGCUCCUAUUACAGGAUAUGUGAUCGAGAAGCGCCCGCGCUUUGGUACAUGGGAGAAAGCCUGUGAAGUACCAGACGACUCAUGUAGUGCAACUGUGCCAGAUCUCACGGAAGGUGAGGAGUAUGAAUUCCGUGUAACAGCCGUAAACAAGGGUGGUCUAGGUGAACCGUCGGACGCCUCUACCCCCAUCGUAGUACGAUCACGCUUUGUCGCACCGAGAUUUACUAAGAAUCUACUCCAAGAUCAGACUGUGCAUGCAGGCAAAAAAAUCAAGUAUGCAGUACCAAUUGAAGCUUCACCGCGUCCCACAGUAAAGUGGACAGUAAAUGGAAAGACUUUAGAAGCAGGCACUCGUGUGGACAUACAACAGACAAAUGAAGAGGUUGUUCUUGAAAUUCCUUUUAGCGUCCGUGCAGAUGAGGGUCACUACACACUCACUAUAACGAAUGAGCUGGGUUCAUGCUCAGCGUCGGCAAAUGUCACUGUACUGGAUAAGCCGGCUAAACCUGAGGGGCCACUCGAGAUAACGGGUGUGAAUAAGGAAGGGUGUCACCUUCGAUGGAAUGUGCCAAAAGACGAUGGUGGAUCGCCGAUUCUCCAUUACGUGGUGGAGAAAAUGGACAUGUCGCGUGGCACAUGGAGUGAUGCUGGCAUGAGUGUAGGCACCUAUCAUGAUGUGACGCGUCUGGUGCACAAGAAAGAAUAUCUGUUCCGCGUGAAAGCAGUAAAUGCCAUCGGGGAGAGUGAACCACUUGAGGCAGCUAAAAGUAUUGUGGCGAAAAAUGAGUGUGACGAGCCACAAGCCCCGGGUAAACCUGUAUUUGCGGACUGGGAUAAGGAUCAUGUAGAUUUGACGUGGACACCACCACCUUACGAUGGUGGUGCACCUGUCACAGGUUAUAUUGUGCAGAAGAAGGAAAAGGGCAGUCCAUACUGGGUGACAGCAUGCCACGUGCCGACUAACGUUUGUGCAAGCACAGUCCCCGAACUCACGGAAGGUCAAGAAUACGAGUUCCGUGUAAUUGCAGUAAACAAGGCCGGCCAGAGUGAACCCAGUGAAGCUAGUGACAAGAUCACUGCUCGUGCACGAAACGUGCCACCACGCAUCAUUACACCACUUACAGAUAUAGCACUCAAAGCGGGUCUGGUACUUCACGUAGAUAUACGCUUUGAAGGCGAACCUUCACCAACGGUAGUAUGGACAUCAAAUUUGCGUCCACUUACAACAAACGAACGUACAACUAUUACAUCUGUGGGUCAUCACACAGUCGUACAUACAGUAAACUGCCAACGAGGUGACUCGGGUGAGUAUCACCUCCGACUCUCAAACGUGAACGGCGAAGCUGAGGGUAAGUUCCAGGUGACCGUACUAGACAGACCCGGUCCGCCUCAGGCACCAUUGGAGUACGAGGAAGUUACAGCUCAGAGUGUAACCCUUUCAUGGCGACCACCUACGGACAAUGGUGGAUCUGAGGUCACUGGUUACGUAAUUGAAAAACGUGAUCUUACACACGGCGGUGGCUGGGUGCCAGCUGUGACACACGUGAACGCACGAAAGACGCACGCGGUGGUACCGCGACUUCAAGAAGGUACUAAAUAUGAAUUCCGCGUAAUGGCAGAGAACCUACAAGGACGUUCAGAUCCAUUGGUGACGGAGAAACCAGUGGUAGCACGCAAUCAAUACGAUGUGCCCGGACGGCCCGGAAAACCGGAACUUGUAGACAGCGAUAAGGAUCACAUUACCAUUAAAUGGGCAAAACCAAUCAGCAAUGGUGGUUCACCAAUAAUGGGAUAUGACGUAGAGAGGCGGGAUGUAGCUACAGGACGAUGGAUUAAGUUGACGAAAGAACCUGUACCUCUGCCUGAGUACACUGAUGAACGUGUGCAGGAAGGUCAUCACUAUGAGUACCGAGUAUCCGCUGUAAAUGCCGCAGGUGCAGGUAAGGCCAGCGAUGCAUCCGCUGCAUUCAUGGCUAGGCCAAUGCGUGAGGCGCCAAAAUUGAAACUCGAUGCGAUCUUCGGGCGUAAGGUAAAGGUUCGUGCUGGUGAGCCCAUUAAUGUAGAAAUUCCAAUCAGCGGAGCACCUCAGCCAACUGUGGAAUGGCUGCGUAAGGGUACUAAAGUUGCGGAGACUGGUCGAGUAGCGAUUGAGACCAACUGGGAGCGCACAGCUCUGCGUGUCGAAGCGUCCGUGCGUGAUGAUGCAGGCCAUUACACGGUCACGGCCAUUAAUGAGUAUGGUAAGGACAGCGGUGAUGUGGACGUGAUCGUGGUAGACAAGCCCGGACCUCCAGUAGGUCCAAUCACGUACAGCGAAACGACACAGGAGAGUAUCUCACUGACAUGGAGACCACCUCAGGAUGAUGGUGGUGGCGAUAUCAGUGGGUAUAUCGUAGAAGUGACUGAGGCAGGAGCUGACAAAUGGCGUACAGUGCCUGGCUACUGCCCUCGGUGCACCUUAACGGCACGUGGUCUCUCGGAUGGUCAAAAGUACGAGUUUCGUGUGCGCGCCGAGAACAUCUAUGGUGUUUCCGAGCCACUUUUGGGCAAACCGGUGCUCGCGAAGAGUCCUUAUGAUGUUCCGGAAGCACCCGAUAGACCAACCGUAGUAUCCUACACUCCGAACUCCGCUACAAUUCAAUGGCGACCUCCCGAAUAUACCGGAGGACGUCCUAUUUCUGGCUAUUAUGUGGAGAAGAAGGAGCGCAGCGGAGAUUGGCAUCGUGUCAACAACUACCCCACACCAAAUACAACCUUCACUGUACAGGAUCUGCGCGAAGGACAACGCUACGAAUUCCGCGUUGCAGCGGUUAAUGAUGCAGGUGUUGGUAAACCGAGUAAACCAACAGAGCCCAUUACUGCCCAGUUGCAGCGCACUGUACCCGAUGCACCUGAACCACCUAAGGCGGAUCGCAUUACACGUGACAGUGUAACACUGUCUUGGCGACCACCGCGUAACGAUGGCAAGGCACGCAUAAAAGGAUAUGUACUGGAAAAGAAGGCAAAGGGCGACAAUGAUUGGUCACCUGUUAAUGACAAACUUAUUACCGGACUUUCCCACAUCGUUCCACAACUGCGCGAAGGUGAAGAAUAUUCAUUCCGCGUGCGGGCUGAAAAUGAAGUAGGCCCAUCAGCGCCCUCACGACCUUCAGCCCCUGUAUUAGUGGAGGAGCAGCCCAACAAGCCGUGCUUAGACCUCAGUGCGGUUCGUGACAUUGUCGUGCGUGCCGGGGAUGACUUUUGUAUUCACGUGCCCUACAGGGGCUUCCCUCGACCUGUGGUUAUGUGGUAUAGUAAUGAUCGUAUGAUAGAACCUGAUGACGCUCGCAGCUUUCAACGCCUCACAGACGAUGCUUGCAGCAUUGUUGUGAAGAAUUCAAAACGUACGGACACUGGUCAGUACAGAUUACAGUUGCGCAACAAAUCAGGCUUCGACACAGCCACUGUAAACGUAAAGGUAUUAGAUCGCCCGGCACCACCUGAAAAUCUGCGAGUCGACGAAUUUGCUGGCGAGGCAUUGACACUCUAUUGGAAUCCGCCCAGAGAUAAUGGUGGAGUUGAGAUUAGCAAUUACGUGGUGGAGAAACGUGAAGCAAGGCAGAGUAAUUGGACACGCGUUAGUGGUUAUGUUACCACGCCCUUCGUACGUAUAAGAAAUCUUACGGUUGGCCGUGAAUAUGACUUCCGCGUGAUGGCAGAGAAUCAGUAUGGUCAAUCGGACCCGAGUAGUACAGAACAUCCAAUUAGAGCACGCCAUCCUUUCGAUCCACCAGCUGCACCAGGCAUACCUCAUGGAGUGGAAAGUACUGCAGAUAGUAUUACAGUGGCUUGGACUCCUCCUCGUCAUGACGGCGGCUCUCCUGUGACCGGAUAUGUUCUGGAAAAGAGACUUCUCAGUGAUGAUAAGUGGACAAAAGCCACGCAUGCACAUAUUGGAGAACUGCAGUGUCGUGUACAAAAUCUGAUUGAAAAUCAUGAGUAUGAAUUUCGUGUUGCAGCUAUUAAUGCAGCGGGCCAGGGUAUGUGGAGUGGUUCAUCAGAUGUCUUAGUAGCCCGCGCUCCAGUGUCAGCGCCUAAGAUCACGAGCGAUCUCAGUAUUCGCGAUAUUACUGUGAUGGCAGGAGAAGAGUAUCGUAUAACUGUGCCAUUCACAGCUAAUCCGAGACCGUACUGCGCAUGGACGGUAAACGGAGCCCCAGCAACAGAUAAUCGCUGGCACGUAGACACUACAGAUCACGAAACUGUGUUGGUGAACAAAUGCGCGAAGAGGAGUGACACUGGCCCGCAUACGAUUCAUGUGACAAACAGCGAGGGAAUGGACACGGCCACAUGUCGUGUGCAGGUGGUUGAUCGACCAAGUAUGCCACAACCACCUUUCGAUGCUACUGACAUUACUCCAGACACAUGCACGCUUACAUGGAGACCACCGCUGGAUGACGGCGGUUCCCCCAUUACGAAUUAUGUGGUGGAGAAAUUAGAUCACAGCGGCAUGUGGGUAAAAGUAAGCUCUUUCGUACGUACCACACAGUAUGAUGUAAUGGGCCUGGAGGCGCAGAAGACUUACGUGUUUCGUGUAAGUGCUGAAAAUCAGUAUGGUGUCAGCGAUCCGCUUGUAAUGGCGGAUGGAAUUGUGGCCAAAUAUCCAUUCACUGUGCCCGACCCGCCUUCCGCACCUCGAGUUACAGAAUACGACAAUGCCUCAGCCACACUCACUUGGGACCGACCUCUAUAUGACGGCGGAUCAAGAAUUCAGGGGUACAAGAUUGAAAUGCGUGAUGUGCAAGAUACAACGUGGCAAUGUACAGGCUUCCUCAUCAAAGACACCACAUACAAUGUGUUCAAUCUAGAACAGGGUCGCGAAUACGAAUUUCGUGUCCGCGCUAAGAAUGCAGCGGGUGUGAGUAAACCCUCUGCUCCUUCACAGCGCUUCAAAGCUCGGGGGCGCGUGGAAGUACCGUCACCGCCAAGAUCACUGCAAAUUGUGCACAUUGGUAGAAACUAUGUAGACCUGUCUUGGACUGCGCCUGAACACGAUGGUGGUGCUCGUAUAAGUGGCUACAUUGUUGAAAGGCGUGAAAUUGGUGGCGCUCUGUGGAUUCGCUGUAAUGAGUACAAUGUAACAGACCUUAACUUCACAGCGCUUAAUCUUUUUGAUGGAACUGAGUACGAGUUCCGCGUAUGUGCUGUAAAUACGGCUGGUCGAUCAGAACCAAGUACGCCUAUUUCACCAGUACGCGUGUGUGAAGUAGCGGGUGGUGAAAAACCACAAUGGCUUCGACCACUGACUGAUACCAGUGUAUCGUUGGGCCGUACACUUGAGCUAUCCUGCGAAGCUCGUGGUAAACCAGUUCCGACGGCAAGAUGGUUGCGCAAUGGACGUGAACUCACGGGUGGGCGUCAUACAAUGGAGUCUCGUGAUGGCCUCUUUAAACUCAUAGUGACAGAUGUUCAGCGCCAGGAUGAGGGACAAUAUGUGUGUGAAGCCAGCAAUACAUUAGGAAGCGCACAGACCAUGGCUCAAUUACGUGUGGGUAUGCCACCCCGAAUUGACAAGAUGCCGGAUGAAGUGCAAUUGGCGGAACACGAAAAUUCUAAGGUCAAGAUUUUCUACGGUGGUGAUCAGCCUAUAGAGGCACGUUUACUGCGUGAGGGCAAGCCUGUAACACGUCUUUCAUUCACGGUGUUUGAUGAAUCAGUGGCGAUUUAUAUAAGAGAUGCAGUUACCAGCGAUUCUGGACUCUAUCACAUAGAGCUAACCAAUGAACAUGGAAGCGUCAAUAGAGCGUUCAAUGUUCGUGUUACCCGACCGCCGGGCCCACCUGAGGGACCUCUGGACAUCACUGAUGUAACUCGACAUACCACCACUCUUAGUUGGCGUCCACCUCUAGACGAUGGCGGCCAUCGUGUAACGCAUUAUGUGGUGGAGAGACGAGACAUGACAUCCAAUCAAUGGGUGUGUGUGCUAAGUAAUGUGCGUGACACGCACUGCACAGUGCAGGGUCUUACAGAGGGGCAGGAAUAUAUGUUCCGUGUGGCGGCGGCAAAUGUUAAUGGCGUAGGUGCGGCACUCGAGGGCCAGAAUCCAGUGAAGGCACGUCAACCUUUCGAUCCACCCGGUGUACCUGGUGUCCCUACAAUUCUCGAAGUAGGCUCUAACUUUGUGCACGUAGAAUGGACAAAGCCUGAGUAUGAUGGUGGAGCUCGCAUACAAGGUUAUUGGGUGGAGAAACGUGAAAAAGGCGACACUACCUGGCAGCGUGUAAACGUGGCUCUAUGCCAACCGACGCAGAUUAAUUGUGCCAAUCUUAUUGAGGGCAGGCAAUAUGAGUUCCGUGUAAUGGCUGUUAAUGAAGCAGGCAUCUCAGAGCCCAGUAUGUCUAGUACAAGCGUGAAAACAGUGGAUCCAGUGGCUACUCAAGCACCGGAAAUUGUAAAGCCCCUGCGAGCAACCAAUUGCAUUGAGAAUCACAAUGCACAAUUCCAAUGUACCAUAACCGGUCAUCCAAAGCCUUCGAUCACAUGGUACAAAGGAGCGCGUGAAAUUACUAGUGGCACCCGCUAUAACAUAUAUACGGAAGGUGACGUGCAUACUCUGACGAUAAAAGACGUAUUCGGUGAAGAUGCGGAUGAAUAUGUAUGUAGGGCUGUGAAUCGUGGCGGCGUGAAAUCUACGCGAGCAGAGCUGUUAAUUAUGACACCGCCUAAGUUGAGUGUGCCGCCACGUUUCCGUGACACGGCUUAUUUCGACAAGGGAGAAAAUGUUGUAAUCAAAGUGUCUUUCACCGGUCAUCCACGGCCCCGUAUAAUGUGGAUUCGUGAGGGAGAAGCUAUUGAGUCUGGAGGUCACUAUCAUUGUGAAGUGAAAGACAGGCAUGCCAUACUAACCAUUCGCGAUGGUUCAAAACUGGACAGCGGCCCAUAUCGACUGCAAGCAGAAAAUGAAUUAGGGCAGGAUUCUGUUGUCAUUCGUAUCCAAAUCAGUGACCGUCCCGACCCACCUCGUUUCCCCUUGGUGGAAAAUAUCGGCACAGAUUCAUUGUCACUGAGUUGGAAGGCACCCGUUUGGGACGGCGGCAGCGCCAUUACGAACUACGUAGUAGAAAAGCGAGAGCCGCCCAACGCCACAUGGAUUCGCGUGGGUAACACACGGUUUACUGCUAUGGCAGUUAGUGGACUUGCACCCGGUCACCAAUAUGAGUUCCGCGUAUUUGCUGAGAACAUUUACGGGCGCUCAGACGCGUCCGAAAUAUCUACUCUUAUUACAACGCGCGAAAUUGGUAAACGCGUGCAGAAACGUCACACGUACGAGCUGGAUGAGACUGGAAAGAAGAUAAGGGGAAAAGCAGAUGGACCUAUAAAGGAUUAUGACCAAUAUGUCUUUGAUAUCUACUCAAAAUAUAUACCUCAGCCUGUUGAGAUAUCUACCGAUUCUGUCUACGACCGUUACGAUAUUAUGGAAGAAAUUGGCACAGGCGCAUUUGGAGUGGUCCAUAGAUGCCGUGAACGUGCUACCGGUAAUAUUUUUGCAGCUAAGUUCAUCCCAGUCGCUCACGUAAUGGAAAAAGAUCUCAUUCGUCGUGAAAUUGACAUUAUGAAUCAAUUGCAUCACCAGAAAUUAAUUAAUUUGCACGAUGCUUUUGAGGACGAUGAUGAAAUGGUGUUGAUAUUUGAAUUCCUAUCUGGUGGUGAAUUGUUCGAGCGUAUAACGGCGGACGGUUAUGUUAUGUCCGAAGCUGAAGUAAUUAAUUACAUGCGACAGAUAUGCGAGGGCAUACGUCACAUGCACGAAAAGAAUAUAAUCCACUUGGAUAUUAAGCCAGAGAAUAUCAUGUGUCAAACACGAGCCAGCACAAAUAUAAAACUAAUUGAUUUUGGACUCGCUACACGUCUGGAUCCAAACGAAGUUGUGAAGAUUAGCACUGGCACAGCUGAAUUUGCGGCCCCGGAAAUCGUGGAGCGCGAACCAGUGGGCUUCUACACAGAUAUGUGGGCUGUUGGCGUUUUAAGCUAUGUAUUAUUAAGUGGCCUAUCUCCAUUUGCUGGUGAAACGGACGUGGAGACGCUAAAAAAUGUGAAAGCAUGUGAUUGGAACUUUGACGAAGACGCAUUUAAGAAUGUAAGCGAGGAAGCGCGCGACUUUAUUCGCAGAUUGCUUGUUAAAAACAAAGAGAAGCGCAUGACAGCUCACGAAUGUUUACUUCAUCCUUGGCUCAUGGGUGAUCAUGGUGAUCGUACUGCAGCCAUUGAUACAUCACGAUACAUAGCGAUGCGAGAUCGUAUCCGUCGACAUUAUAACGACUUCGAGGGCUUUGCACUGCCCAUUGGGCGUUUAUCCGAAUACUCAUCGCUACGUAAAUUAUUAGUGGAUAAGUACAAGAUUCAAGACACAUCAUUUGAUCGCCGUCAAGCAGCACCGCGUUUUGUGAUAAAGCCACAGAGUCAGUUCUGCUACGAGGGCCAAAGUGUAAAGUUCUACUGUCGCGUAAUUGCUAUCGCCACACCUACGCUUACAUGGUCGCAUGGCAAUCAGGAACUGCGACAGAGUGUCAAAUUCAUGAAACGAUAUGUAAGCGAUGACUAUUACUUUGUUAUUAAUCGUGUUAAACUUGAGGAUCGCGGUGAGUACAUAAUACGCGCCGAGAAUCACUAUGGCAGUCGAGAGGAGGUAGUCUUCUUAAAUGUACAUCAACUACCUAAACAGCCGCCGCAAUACAAGGCUGAACAACAGCCGAUUCGUCGUCGUGAGCCCUUGUCAGUGCAAAUGUGGCAAGAAGAGAGCGAAUCGGCUCCCAGUUUCACAUUCCUCUUACGCCCACGUGUGAUGCAAGCCCGUGACACCUGCAAGCUGCUCUGCUGCCUUUCCGGACGACCAGUUCCGACUGUAAAGUGGUACAAGGAUCGCCGUGAGCUCAGCAAGUAUGAGUACUCAAUGACACAAGCAGACGGUGUAGUGACCAUUGAAAUCGUUGACUGUAAACCGGAAGAUUCCGGAAAAUACAGAUGCGUGGCAACCAAUUGUCACGGGACUGAUGAAACGGAGUGCGUAGUGAUUGUAGAAGGCGAGGGCGGAACAGCGGAGCAAGCUCAGCUUGCCCACAAUCUCCUCUACUCUGGAGAUCGCCGAUAUAUUGAACAACCAAUAAAGCCGGCCCCGCCUCCCAUUAUCAAUAACCGUCGAAUAAAUGCUUCAAAUAGCGUAAAUUCAAUUUCGAAGACUGCUCCAACUACGUGCAUUUCAAAUUCAGAUGAGAAGACACCGAAGAAAUACGGCUCGAAGCUUGAUGCUCCGGGCAGUCCGUCACGAUCUCGAAGUGCAACCAAAGAGCUGAUCCUGCCUCCUGAUGAUUCGCUGAUGUGCAAACCAGUAUUUACACAUGAACUUAGUGAUUUUGCAGUACGUGACAGUGAACCACUUACACUCUCGUGCUCUGUGCGUGGGGACCCAGAUCCUCAGAUUGUAUGGACAAAGAAUGGCAAGAGUCUGUCAUCAUCGGAGAUCCUGGAUUUGAAAUACAAAAAUGGGGUCGCCACGCUUAGCAUCAAUGAAAUCUUUCCCGAAGAUGAAGGCGUCUACGCAUGCACAGCUACUAAUUCAAUUGGUUCAAUUGAUACGCGUUGCAAGCUUACUGUAAUUCCAAUGAACACCAGCAUCCCAAGUCGUUCUGUGACAAGUGACAAGCCACCACGAAUUGUUAGUCAUCUCGAAUCGCGAUGUGUGAUAGAUGGUGAGAGCGUGACUCUGGCAUGCCGAAUUAUCGGUGCAGAGCAAUUUGAUGUGGUGUGGCUACAUAACAACAAGGAGAUAAAACCAUCUAAUGACUUCCAAUACACACAUGAGGCUAACAUCUACAAAUUGAACAUUAUGGAGAUCUUCCCAGAAGACUGUGGUACUUACACCUGUGAGGCCUUCAACGACGUUGGCGAGAGCUUCAGCUCCUGCACCAUUAACGUUUCUGUGAGCGGUGAAGAAGAAAAGACCCCUGUCUUUAAAACUUUCCCAAGCUCCUUGACUGUCGCAGAGGGCGAGAUGGCCAAAUUUACGUGUAGCUUCCAGGAGGCGCCGUUACAACUUAACUGGCUCAAAGAUGGCAAGCCCGUGAACGUAGACAGUAAUAAUUAUGGAUUUACAAAGGACGGCAACAAAUUCACAUUUGAGGUGACCAGAUGCUCGUCACUAGAUGUGGGCCAAUACCAAGCCAAGGCUGUCGGCAAGCGAGGCGAGACAUUCGCAUCCUUCUCAUUAAAUAUUUUCUAAGGCGUCUUCACUAUUCUAAUUACCUGCGUAUGCUCCUGCGUGGGUGAAUUCAUACACAACUGUUAUAUUGCUCAAUUAAAUACGACCUUUUAGUGCAUAAA